Molecule: messenger RNA, 1311 nt
Organism: Closterium sp. NIES-67
Lineage: Eukaryota; Viridiplantae; Streptophyta; Zygnematophyceae; Desmidiales; Closteriaceae
Source: the annotation of a GenBank genome assembly
CGCCCCCCCCUACUGAAGAGUCUACGGUGGUCAGAAGCUCACGAAGCAGGAGGUUCCUUCAGUCUCUAGCGGAAAAAGACCAGCGGCGUGCGAUUGCAAUGAACGUCGCAGAUGUCAACGUACGAAACAGCUCUGGCAACUCAGGCGGCCCAAGUGACGUGAUCGAGUCUUGGGAACCCCGCGAGGAUCGUUACUUGCUCGCUCUGUGCUUCUACGGCCGGCUGUCCAAUCAGGAGGUCUGCAUGCGCAGCUACUUAAUCUUCGCGGCGCUUCUAAACCGCACUCUCUUAGUUCCAGACCCGGGAUUCGCGCACCACUUCCAGACGUGGUACAGAUGGCGGUGGAGCUUGAUAUUCGACAUCCCGCACUUAAGGGCGUGUCUGGCUGACGCGUACGGCAACACAACCGUGCUUACAGUGGAGGAGCUUGUAUCGAGGACGAACCAGAAUGUGACUGUAGACCACAUUGCCUGUGCGGAGGGGAGGUCCUGCAUGGAUGAGAUUCAACUGUCCUUCGCCAAGCUUCCCAACGUGACUCUCCCGGACAAGCUAGAGCACCCGGAGUCAGGGCGUCAGGACAUCAACUCGUUCCGUGCUGCAUAUGCUCCCUAUGCCAACACACGGGUGCUCAGCCUGGGGAACAUCUACGGCCUCCUAUUGAACGGCAAGACCGGAAAGAUGCUGCAUGAAACCAAGCCUCCCUUCCGAACCUCGUGCCUGGACCUCUGGGAGCCGCCACCAGUGGUUCGGCAGUUUGUUUCGGGGUUUAUUGAUACCUUUUUGGGGGAUGAUUUUGCCGCAGUGCACAUGAGGAGAGGGGAUUUUUCGCAUGCUUAUCUGAGGAAUGAGGAGAAGGAGCAGAACAGGAACCCGGCUUUCCUGCCAAUUGCUUCUAUUGCACGCUACAUUGUGUCGCGGUUGAGUGGUCGUGGCAUCAGCAUUCUUUACCUCGCCACAGAUGCAAGCCUGGCUGAAGUGCAAUUCCUGGAAAAGCUGCUGCUGGAGCUGGACUCAAAAGCUCCGUUCAUCGUAGAGAGGCUUCCUCAAUUCAGCAAGGGCUCCUUGGAGUAUAAGGAGUCCGAUUGGGUGCGAGAUUUUGAAGACCUGGACGAGGAAGACAAAGGCAUCCUGAAGGCCCUCGCCGAGAAGCACAUAUGUGCAAGAGCGCAAUACUUUAUUGGUACACCAAAGUCCACCUUUUCAUCAGAUAUAAUUAGAAUAAGGGAAGUCGAAGGGCGAGCAUCAACGGUAGACUCCUACUUAGGAGAUUCUGGUUGAUAAGUAGAACUAUUAAUACAUAGUAGAAGAGCUU